AUGCUGGGAAUGCUCCGUAAUGCUGCCUGCUACUGUCUGGAUGUUACUGCCUGGAUGUUACUGCGAGAUGUUACUGCCUGCGAGGUCGUUCGUGUCUGCCUGAGUCAGUCUACAACAGCAGGUUUGCUGGGGAAUGUCCUCCAUUUGCCCGAGCGUAGGAUAGAUCCGCCUCUUGUGCUUUCUCACAAUGCAAUUCGUGAUUGGCUGAACAUCUGCUUCGUGCGUCAGGGGAGGGUUCGGUGUCAGCUGGGAUCUUCCACAGUGGCGCUCCAUAACAUGGCGGCUACAAGUGGACUCCUCUUCGCGCUUCUUGUUUCUGCCUGCCUAACGCUGUAUUUCGGGUCCUACGACGUUAAGGGGCAGGAAGAGCAGUGCGAUGCCAGAUACUACGACUACGACAGCUUCGUCUGCGUUUGCACGGAGGAGAGGUGUGACAGUCCGGGGGAAAUCCUUCCCCCGCAGGAUCCCGAAGUCCUUCUCUCCGUGCUAACAACUAGGGAUGAACAUCGGUUCCACGUUGACACCGCACCGUUCCACAUGUCCCGGCAAAAUCCGAAUGCAAUUAUAAGGAUCAACAAGUCUCAGACAUUCCAACGGAUCCUCGGGUUUGGGGCGCACUUCCCCGAUGCCACCGGAUUCAACUUGCUCUCCCUAGGGGAACCUGCCCAGAGAGCAAUUAUGGAAGGGUACUUCUCCGAGAGAGGGUGGAAGUACAACCUCGCUCGGGUCCCGAUGGCAGGUGUCGAUUCCUCCGUUCGUCCCUACACCUAUGACGACGUUGAUAACGAUGCUACUUUGGAGCAUUUUGCUUUGGCGCCAGAGGAUUACAACUACAAGCUGCCUUUCAUUAAAGAAGCGAAGGAACUGAGCGAAGGGCUCCUAGUGAUGGCCAGUCCCUGGUCGGCUCCUGCGUGGAUGAAGACCAACGGCGCCAUCAACGGCACCAAUGGAGGGGCCGCACUCAAGCCUGAGCAUUAUGGCUUGUGGGCCCAGUACUAUCUCAAAUUCCUGCAGGCAUACGAGGCAGAAGGAGUGCAAGUGUGGGGGUUGACGCCACAGAACGAGCCCAUCUUCGGAAGCUUACCGGAUUUCCCCUUUAACUGUAUGGGGUGGACCCCAGAGCAGCAGCAAGAGUUCGUUAGGGAUCACCUCGGUCCCACCCUGAGGGAUGCAGGAUACGGGAAUAUCCUUAUUUUUAUCUUCGAUGAUCAGCGAUACUACAUAGAAGAGUUUGUUACUAUCGUGAUGGCAGACGAAGCGAUGUCGGAGUGGGUGUCAGGUGUGGCGAUGCAUUGGUACAUGAACUUCAUUCCGCCGGAUGUCCAGGACACGAUCCACGAAAUGUACCCGAACCUCAUGCUUCUGAUGUCGGAGGCGUCCAACGGCGUAAACCCCUGGGAGCACCAUAUAUUCCUAGGAUUCUGGGAGCACGGCGAGAAGUACGCCCUCGAUAUCAUCCAGAAUCUAAACCACUGGAUGGUAGGAUGGUUGGAUUGGAACCUGGCGGUGGACCUGCUCGGUGGACCGAACUGGGCGGAGUUCUACGCGGAUGGGCCUAUAAUCGUCAACGCAACCGCCGGGGAAUAUUACAAAAACCCGUCCUAUUACGCAAUGGGACAUUUUUCCAAGUUCAUUCCCAGGGAUUCCCUUCGAGUCGGAAUCGAGGUGGAGGACGGGACGGGCAGCCUCCUCCUCGAUGGCACUGCGGUGCUCACCCCGGAAGGACACAUUGUCGUCGUGCUUCUCAACAGGAACGAGACGGAGGUUGCAAUCCGGCUGGAGGAGGGCGGUCUCGCUUUCGACACCAGGUUGCCUCCCAAGUCCAUGGCCACUCUCGUCUGGGUGGCUUCCGAAUAGAGAGAAGACCUUUUCGCUAUGUUGAAAUGCUUGCAAGAGAUGAAGUUCUGAUUGAUAUCUCUUUCUCAAACGAUGUUGUUUGCUAUUCUCUCUGUUCCAAUCCAUUCGAAAGAUUCCUGGACCUUUAUCUAUUCGAUGUGAGAAAACAAUUCUAAAACUCUAUUCAUUCGAGGAAAAAUACGGGCACAUCUUGCUCCUUUCACCAAGU
This is a messenger RNA of Darwinula stevensoni, 2065 nucleotides long. The record is from the annotation of a GenBank genome assembly. Lineage: Eukaryota; Metazoa; Arthropoda; Ostracoda; Podocopida; Darwinulidae.